CCACGCACCGCCCUUCUCGUCUCUCUAAUUUCUCUUUUUAAUAAAAUCUUCAAAAAUCUUCCCCCAGCCCCAAUUCCCUAAUUUCCCAAUCUUCCCAGUCUUAAUCCUCUUCUUCGUCCCUAAUUUCCCACCUACUUAAUCCUCGUAAUCUCCGCCUCCUCCUCCUUCCCCAUCCGUCCUUUAUAUAUAAUACCUCUCCCAAUGCAUUUCCUCUCUGUCUCCUCCUUUCUUAACGGCCAUGGACGCCGUUAACGCCCACCCCUCUCCGCCAUCACUCCCGCAACCACCACACCAACAGCAUUUGUCACCUCCGUUAAGCGCAGGCACGCCGCCGGAACGGGGCCUGCUUCCGCCGUUGAGGUAGAUCGCCGUGUGCAUGACAUGGGGAAGAAGAGUGUGUACAGUCAGGCGUCGUUUAUGCAAUGGACGGUUGCUGAUGCCGUCCACGUGGCUAGAUUCCAUUGGCUACCCUGCUUGUUCGCUCUCGGCCUCCUCUUCUUCAUGGCCGUCGAGUAUACCCUCCGGAUGGUGCCCUCGUCCUCGCCGCCGUUCGAUUUGGGUUUCGUCGCCACUCGGUCCCUUCACCGACUCCUUCAAUCGUCGCCUCAGCUCAACACUCUCCUCGCCGCCCUCAAUACGGUGUUCGUAGGAAUGCAAACAACUUAUAUCCUUUGGACUUGGCUCAUCGAAGGACGCCCCAGAGCCACAAUCUCAGCUCUCUUCAUGUUCACAUGCCGAGGCAUUCUAGGCUCUGCCACUCAGCUUCCGUUACCUCAGGGUUUUGUGGGAUCAGGGGUGGAUUUUCCGGUGGGGAACGUAUCGUUCUUUCUGUUCUUCUCCGGGCACGUGGCGGGGUCGGUGAUAGCGUCGCUGGACAUGAGGAGGAUGAAGAGGUGGGAGCUUGCGUGGACGUUCGAUGUGUUGAAUGUGCUUCAAGCCGUGAGGUUGCUGGGGACGAGAGGCCAUUACACCAUAGAUUUAGCAGUGGGCUUGGGAGCUGGAAUUCUGUUUGAUUGUUUGGCUGGCAAAUACGAAGAGAGCAAGAAGAAGACAAUUCCUUCUUCCUGCAACGGCGCCACCAAAGAGGCUCUCCUAGUGUCCUUUACCGCUACUAACUAGCUAAUUACUAAUUAGGCAUUUUCUGUAAGAUAUAUGUAACUUUUAUAUGUUAUUUAUUUAUAUGAAAAGGAAUUAGAGGGUCUUGGAAAUU
Molecule: messenger RNA, 1210 nt
Organism: Prosopis cineraria
Lineage: Eukaryota; Viridiplantae; Streptophyta; Magnoliopsida; Fabales; Fabaceae
Product: phosphatidylcholine:diacylglycerol cholinephosphotransferase 1-like
Exons: 3
Coding region: 382-1119 (245 amino acids)
Molecular function (GO): diacylglycerol cholinephosphotransferase activity
Source: RefSeq, a predicted model, not a curated record